AGCCGCCCGCCCGCAUUGUUGUUGGGGGGAAGGCGAAGCCCUGCAGCAGCUGCUCAUCGUUUACGGGGGGAAAGAGGACACCAUUCCUGCCUUUGAAUGGCUUUUAAACCUAGUUUUCCCCCGCGGAACACGGUCCGGGAGCCGUAGUCUCGGCGCUCAGGGCAUAUCCCUGCUCCCCUCAGCCAGAUUCAGCGGUGGAGAGCUCAGACUGCGCCCUGUGGAUGAGAACAUUGUGUACGGGAUCCCAGCCGCCGCCGAGCAGGCCGUAUCGCCAUUGCUUUCAGGAGCUGCUGCCGCCUCUCUUUUCAACCAGAAGCAACGGGGCUGUGAGCUUUUUAAGGUUCCACAAUGAGGAAGAGAGCACGGCAACCCAGGCCCUCUGCACCACAGCGGUCGCCUUCGCCCAUCAAACCCUCGCCAAACCGGGAGACGCUUACAUAUGCACAGGCACAGCGCAUGGUGGAUGUGGAGGUGGAUGGCCGCGUGCACCGGAUUGGUAUCUUCGACAAGCUGGAGGUCAUCACCGACGAUGACCCCACAGCCCAGGAGAUGAUGGAGUGCACCAGCAAUAAGGAGAACACGGAGAAGCCCCAGCAAGCCCCAUUGCGCUCUGCACGGCUCAAAAACAGCCAGCAGAAAAAGAAAGCUGCUUUGAAUGCACAAAAGCCUCAGGCACCCAUAAGCACCCUGCCUGAGCCCAAAUUUCGCACUGUGGAUUAUAACCUUCCAGCUGUACCUCGGAGACCUUCACAAUACUAUAAGUAUGAGGAGAAGACUUCAGAGGAGCUUGACGAGGAGGUGGAGUAUGACAUGGACGAGGAGGACUACGCCUGGCUGGACCUGGUCAAUGAGAAGAGGAGAAGCGAAGGGUUCAGCCAGGUUUCUCCUAACGUCUUUGAGUUCCUCGUGGACCGCUUUGAGAAGGAAUCGUUCAUGGAGAGCCAGGGCCAGCAGGUCCAGCAGUCAAUGGUGGACGAGGACGCUGUGUGCUGCAUCUGCAUGGAUGGAGAGUGCCAGGACAGCAAUGCCAUCCUUUUCUGCGAUAUGUGCAACCUUGCUGUGCAUCAGGAGUGCUAUGGAGUGCCGUACAUUCCUGAGGGCCAGUGGCUUUGCCGUCAUUGCCUACAAUCUCCCACCCAGCCUGCCAACUGCAUCCUCUGCCCCAACAAGGGUGGUGCCGUCAAGAAGACGGAAGAUGACCGGUGGGGUCAUGUGGUCUGCGCCUUAUGGGUCCCCGAAGUGGGUUUCUCCAAUACAGUCUUCAUCGAGCCCAUUGAUGGCGUGGCAAAUAUCCCCCCUGCCCGCUGGAAGCUCACCUGCUACCUCUGCAAGGAGAAAGGCGUUGGCGCCUGCAUCCAAUGCCACAAAGCUAACUGUUACACCGCCUUCCACGUCAGCUGCGCACAGAAGGCUGGUCUCUUCAUGAAGAUGGAGCCCAUCAAAGAAAUGACAGAGUCAGGUACCCCUACCUUCUCUGUGAAAAAGACUGCCUACUGCGGGGCUCACACCCCCAACGGCUCCAUUAGGAGGCCCCUCACCAUAUACGAUGAGACCAAAAACAAAACCAAAAAUGGACUCUGUCAGACGGGAAAAAAACACAGCCGUACGAGACUGAAAAAGAAGCAGAAGAAAUCAAAGAUCAAGAAGGCAGCAGAGCCUGUAGCAGCAGUGCCAGCAAUGUCUGUGCCUAGUUUUCCACCUAAUAGGUUAAACACCAUCCUUAAUCAAGUUUCUCUCCAGAGGAAGAAGGUAUUCGUCGAGCUGGUCUUGAACUACUGGACCCUGAAGAGACAAUCACGGAACGGACUGCCGCUGAUCAGACGGCUCCAUUCUAGCCUGCAGUCCCAGAAAACCGCACAGCCUAAGCAUAGUGAGAAGGAGAGCCGGGCGCUGAAGGAGCAGCUGAAGGAGUGGCAUCGUUUGAGGCAUGACCUUGAGAGAGCCCGGCUGCUACUGGAGCUGAUCAGAAAGAGAGAGAAACUCAAAAGAGAGGAGAUGAAACUGCAGCAGUCAAUUCUAGAACUGCAGCUCACUCCAUUCACCAUUCUCCUAAGGUCUGUUUUGGAUCAGCUACAGGAAAAAGACCAGGCUAAGAUCUUUGCACAGCCUGUUAGCAUCAAGGAGGUGCCUGAUUAUCUGGACCACAUCAAGCAGCCCAUGGAUUUCUCCACCAUGAGGAAACGUAUAGACGCACAGGGCUACAAGAACCUGGAGGAGUUUGAGGCUGAUUUCAAUCUCAUCAUUGCAAACUGCAUGAAGUACAAUGCCAAGGACACCUACUUCUACCGUGCUGCUGUUAGACUGAGAGAUCAGGGCGGGGCCUUGCUCAGGAAGACGCGGCGCCAUGUUGAGUUCAUUGGCUUUGAAUCUGACGGUGGCAUGCAUUCAUCUGAACCUCCUAAUGUUGAGGCAUCUGCUCCAUUCUCCUGGGAAGAGGUGGACCGGUUGCUGAUCCCAGCCAAUCGGCAGCACAUGUCUCUUGACGAGCAACUGAAGGAACUCCUGGAGAAGCUAGAUCUGACCAUGGCCAUGAAGUCCAGCGCCUCACGCAGCAAACGGCUGAAGCUACUGAAGAAGACCAUCAGUGAUGUGAGGAUGGAGAUGAGUCUGAGGAGCAGCCAGCCACUCUCCUCUGAGCAGAGAAGAGCAGCAGUAGAGCCAUCAGUGGCGAACGGUUCAGCAGAGGAAGGCGACAAAUCAAUACCUCCAAAGCUGGAGCCCUCGGACUCCCACCCCCCUCUCGCAAACGCUGACGGGCCGUCUGAGCCCCCUACACUGAAGCCCAUUGAGCCCAGCUUGGAGCAGCCCCGAUCAGGCAAGCUUGAUGAGCAACAGGACGCCUUCCUUUCCCACAAGGAGAACCUCAACGGACACUCGAGAGACCGGCUGCUGCUUGAUGAUGGCGAUGUCAGCGUGGUUGCCACGUCGACCCUGGCCGAGCCCUCCGGUCCAGUAAACAGACGGACGUCAGUGCUUUUCCGUCUGUCGAACGGUUUUGUUCUGGAGCAGCAGAAAGAGCUGAAUCCCAGCAGGCAGCAGGAGCCUCGCCGCAGGUGUGCUUCUGAAUCUAGCAUCUCUUCCAGCGGCAGUCUGCUGGGUGCUACCAGCAGUGUCCCGUUGAGUUUUCCAAAGUGUGGGAAGGGGAAGCCAGCACUCGUCCGGAGAAACACCGUGGAUGACAAAAGUGAACUCAUCGCCUGCAUUGAGACUGGCAACUUCGCCAAAGCUGCUAGACUUGCUGCUGAAGUUGGCAACAGCAAUAUUUGGAUGCCUGCUAAUGCUGCAACAGUUGUUCUGGAACCUCUAAAGCUAGUUUGGGCAAAAUGUAGCGGAUAUCCCUCCUACCCUGCCUUGAUAAUCGACCCUCACAUGCCUCGGGUGGGCUGCCAUCACAAUGGCGUGUCCAUUCCAACCCCCCCCCUCGACGUGCUCAGGAUCGGAGAGCAGAUGCAGUACAAGUCCGAAGAGAAGCUCUUCCUCGUCCUCUUCUUCGACAACAAACGCAGCUGGCAAUGGCUUCCUAAAUCCAAAAUGGUUCCUCUUGGGAUUGACAAGACCAUCGACAAGAUCAAGAUGAUGGAAGGACGCACUUCGGCCAUCCGCAAAGCCGUUCAGAUCGCCUUCAGCCGGGCAAUGAACCACAUGAGCAGAGUUCAGGAUGAGCCCACCAGUGACCUUAGUGACAUCGACUGACCCGCUCAGCGUACAGCUCAGCAAACCUGGGCAUGUGGGCGGAUUUUAAAGCCUUAGUAUUCGUAAUGCCAGGCUGGCACUUACCCAGAGGCGCCUAGGGGGUGUCACACAAAACGGGAUUUCUCAUGUAUAACACUUGCAGUUAUUGCCAGCGAUUACAAAAUUCUAUAUUAAUUAUUUUUCAGUUAUAGGUCAUUGAGACAUGGAAAGUGCAGAGUCUGAACUUUCAAUAUGUAUCACAUUUGGGUUGGUAACUACAAGGUGAGAUAUGAUCAUUUGAAUUCGAUGAAUCCAGUUUAGUGGAUUUUUGCCACUUUUUAAUAUUCAUUCAAAUCAAAUAGUGGAAAAAGGUUAGUCAUAUUAAUGCAAAUGGAAUGUAAAUAUCUAAUUACUUCACUCACUGUUAUUGAAUACAUACCAUUGAAAAGUAGUAACUUUGGGUGAACCAGGCAUCUAAAGCAGACAGUCAGUCCUGUCUAAUGGGAAAGAAAAUAAUGGGCAAUUCUUUUAGACGGCCUUCACUUUGGGCUCAAGUUAUCCAGCUAAACAGAGAAAUCCUGCCUUACGAGAUACCCCCAUGACGUUCUCCUGAGGCCUCUUUGUGAAUCUGUAGUGUGUCUGCUGCCUCUCUGCUCUUUUUCAUCCUCCGCUACGGUGGCUGCUGCUCUGUUGAAUGUGUGGAGAGGUUUGAUCAUUUCUCCUUCACUGUGCUGACUGACCACUGAGUGACCAGUGCCAAUAUCACUGCCACUCUCCACCUCCAUGUCUUUUGCUCUGCCAUUUUCAUUUCCUCCUGACGUUUUCAUUUCCUAUCACGGAAGUGUUCAUCUUAUUUAACAAACUGUAAAUAACUGUAAAUGGCCCCAUGCUAACUUAUUCUGUAGAGUUACUGCAGUGGGUACUGUACAUUAAUUAUUUUUUCCUUUUUUUUUUCUUUUUUUUAAAAAAAGUAGUAUUUAUACUUUUUUU
Messenger RNA from Pygocentrus nattereri (red-bellied piranha), 4662 nucleotides. RefSeq names its product bromodomain containing 1a (gene brd1a). Bases 349 to 3693 code for a protein of 1114 amino acids. Lineage: Eukaryota; Metazoa; Chordata; Actinopteri; Characiformes; Serrasalmidae. Gene Ontology annotation, biological process: regulation of transcription by RNA polymerase II. The record is from RefSeq and is a predicted model, not a curated record. The transcript has 13 exons. Gene Ontology annotation, molecular function: protein binding. Gene Ontology annotation, cellular component: MOZ/MORF histone acetyltransferase complex.